ACCUUUCCUGCGGCGAUCAGAUCAGCGAAGAUUGAGUUCAUCAAGGCUUGGAACGUAGCGGGUGAGUUGGUGAGUCCGAACAGCAUGACCCGCGGUUCGAAUAGACCUCGAUCGUGGACGGUAAACGCGGCCUUCCACUCGUCUCCCUCCUUGAUGCGGACGUUGUGGUAG
Dichomitus squalens LYAD-421 SS1 is the source of this 171-nucleotide messenger RNA. RefSeq lists its product as uncharacterized. The transcript has a single exon. The record is from RefSeq and is a predicted model, not a curated record. The annotation marks the transcript as partial. NCBI's taxonomy places the organism in Eukaryota, Fungi, Basidiomycota, Agaricomycetes, Polyporales, Polyporaceae.